Molecule: messenger RNA, 1075 nt
Organism: Colletes gigas
Lineage: Eukaryota; Metazoa; Arthropoda; Insecta; Hymenoptera; Colletidae
Product: inducible metalloproteinase inhibitor protein-like
Exons: 3
Coding region: 571-867 (98 amino acids)
Source: RefSeq, a predicted model, not a curated record
CGUUGGGAAUAAUUAGAUUUAUUGCUAAAGGAAGGUUGCCAUUGUGAUUUAUUUGCUCAUUGCAUUCUUUGCAACUUUCGAUCGAACCAUGAAGAACGUUAGCAAAAUAUUAACAGGGUUGGUUUGUAAUUUUUUUUUAUCAUUAUUUAACAGUUUCGACCUCGAAGGAAAUGUUAUCUUAUUUGAAAUGUUAUCAUAUUUGAACAUGUUUUCGAAUUCGGUACCAUACAUUGUUUGCUAUAAUUAACGGAAAGAGUCACGUGAGUUUCACAUCGCGAACAUAUGAUUUGCGAUGCAGUUAUACAGUUGUGUAACACGAUGUUUUGAAAAUGAAAAUAAUUUUCCACGACGGCGCAUGAUCGACGAGUUGCACUAGUUGCCAAUGUAAGAAAGGAGGAAAAGAGGAAAAAGGGGAGUCACACUAAUACGUAAUAGCCUUGAAUACUACCAGGCAGUAUUUAUCAACCGAUCUAUUGCGGAAAAACCGUUUAUGCGACGUAUAUAAAACUGUUAUUGUGGCGCUUACAUGGCAGUUCAAGUGCAAACAAGGCCAUCAAACGUUCUGUCAAAAUGCUGCGAAUUAUUUUCACGUUGUUCCUCGCUAUGGCGAUAUUUUCCUCAAGUACGUUCGGUCAUGAGCUUGUCUGCAACAGACCGAACGAGGAGUACCAAUGUGGAUCUGCGUGCCAAACCACUUGCCAGAACCUGGGUCAACCGUGUCCCAUCGUUAACAUCAGAUGCAACGAUGCCUGUUAUUGCAAAGAGGGCUACGCCAGGGACUGCAAUGGAAAUUGCAUCCCCAUAAAAAUGUGUUCCAACAAAAGUUGUAAUGUAUGGUCACGGUCUCGGCUCUUCUCAAUGCAUUAGUAAUCGAUCUCCAUGAACAUAUAGCACUAACAUAAUCGUAUUGUAAAUGUAACCCCGACCUCUAUCGCUGGAAAUACAGAUAACGCCCGUGCAUGAAGCUCGCGUUGCGUUAAUCAACGAUACAAGUUCGCUGAACACGCGUUUCGAUCGAUCCGCGAUCGACGCGUUAUUACGCAAAUAAAAUAAAAUUACUGCAAUAUUUAACAAA